Molecule: messenger RNA, 1224 nt
Organism: Aegilops tauschii subsp. strangulata
Lineage: Eukaryota; Viridiplantae; Streptophyta; Magnoliopsida; Poales; Poaceae
Source: RefSeq, a predicted model, not a curated record
AUGUGCGUCGAUUUCACCAACGUCAACAAGGCCUGUCCUCAAGACCAUUUCCCUCUCCCACGUAUCGACCAGAUCGUUGACUCCACCGCCGAAUGCGAUUUACUGUGCUUCCUGGACGCCUUCUCGGGCUAUCAGCAAAUCAAGAUGGCGGUGCAAGACAUUGAGAAGACAGCCUUUCUAACCCCGUGUGGGGUGUACUGCUACACCUGCAUGUCGUUUGGGCUGCGCAAUGCAGGAGAAACCUUCCAACGGUUGAUGCAUAUCGCCCUAGGACAGCAGCUCGGGAGGAACGUUGAGGCGUACAUCCACGACAUAGUGGUGAAAUCUCGGGAAGCAAGAACUCUUAUCGAAGAUCUGGGGGAGACGUUCGCCAGCCUGCGCCAAGUGAACCUAUGGCUGAACCCAAAAAAAUGUGUGUUUGGCGUUCAGUCUGGCAAACUGUUGGGUUCCCUGGUGUCGCACAGAGGGAUCGAGGCCAACCUCGAGAAGGUCAAGGCCAUAGAAAGGAUGAGUCCACCGCAAACCCUCAAGGAGAUGCAGAAGAUGGCGUGCUGCCUUCCAAGACCUCAAGAAGUACCUCACUAUCCCACCGGUGAUGUUAGCACCGCGCCCCUUGAACCUUUGGCACUCUACCUGCCCGCCAUGCCUCACUCCACCAGCGCAACGCUGGUGGCAGUUCGGGAGGAGCGCCCGACCAAGGGCUCACGGGGAAGCACCUCGCACCCGGCCGAGGUGCGGUGGCCUCAGGACAGGGCUCCUGAGGGCUCGGCCGCCCUAUCGGUCAACGGCACUCUUGAGGCCUCGGCCAAUCCUCCAGACAGCGAGACUCCUGAGGAUAGUCUUCCUGAGGCCACGGUUGCCUCGACAGAUGACAAGGCUCCUGAGGACCCUCAGCCCCAGGAGGUGCAGGAUUCCACCAAUGCCUUCGGCCUCAAUGAGCACCUGGUGUACUUCCUCUUGCUCGCGCUCCCCGUCGCCUCCCGGAAGCUGCGCCACUACUUCCAAGGCCACCCCAUCAAGGUUGUCUCAGCUUACCCCCUGGAGAGGGUGCUCCAGAGCCCUAACGCCGCGGGGAGGGUCACUGAAUGGAACAUUGAACUACAGGCGUUCCAGUUGGAGUUUAGCACCACCAGGAUCAUCAAGGGUGCGGCCCUCGCCGACUUCGUGGCGGAAUGGACUGAUUCCCAACCGAGAAGUGGGCGAGGAACAUUCCCUCUCACCUAG